AUGGCUUCUGGAAGAAGUGCUUUUAGGCUCUCAAAACCUCUGAUUGGAGAAGAUGGGAAGAUUUAUGCUUGUUCAGAGAAGACUUUGUUUGCAUUUGAAAGUAAUGGCUCCGUUGCUUGGUCCUUGGAUUUAGAUUUUAAAUGCAACAUUGGUAUGGCUCCAGUUCAUGGCGGAAAAGGAAAGAUAUAUUUGGUUGCAGAAGACAGGGUGAUUAAGGUUAAUUUUAUGAAAAUGGGAAAUUCUGAAUCUGCGCCACAAGUUUUUUUUGGUGGAGGACCAGGAGAAGAGGUAGCAGGUGAAAUUAGUGGGCUUGCUGUGAGCACAUUUGGUUCAACUGUUUUUAUCAAUGUUAAAAAUAGGGGACUUUAUGCAUUCAUGACUAGUGGAGAAGUACUUUGGAGUGCUGGGCCAAAGCAGUUUCAGUCAGACUAUCAUCAAGGUUGUAGAAAAAGUGUUGCAGAUUGUUAUUUUUCUUCACAUCCUGUGAUUGAUGAAUGUGAAGCUAAUAUAUCAAACACUCAAGGUGAACUUUAUUCAAUUUCAUUUCGUAGUCCUCAUUACAAUUGGGUCCAGGAUUUUAGUUCCUUCGGCAAAAUGUUAACAAUCACCUCAGGAAACAACGGUUGCUUGUAUGUAACUAUACCUGUUAAGGCUUUAGUAUUUGCGCUUGAUGCUUCUUCAGGAAAUGUUUUGUGGCAGAGAAGUAUUGGCCCCAUUAGUUCUGCAGAAUAUGCACCAGUUGUUGACUCUAAUGUAUUCAAUGAACAUAGUGAACUUAUUCACCAUCAACUCGACCUUAAACUCAUCGAUGUAACAGGAUGGAUAUCUGUUGGUUCAUUGGAUGGCUUCCUGUACUCAUUUUCUCCAACCGGAAGUCUUCACAAAUUUUCAAAAUCAGAUACAAUGGAUUCAGUGAUCCAGGUUAGCCCACUUCUUGAUUGUUCAGGAUAUGCCGUAUAUAUAUCCCAGACAAAGAUGAGUGGAAAAUUUAUCCACACAAAUGGUGAAUAUACAUAUGUCUCCACUAUGAAACCUGAAAGUGUAGUCUUCUCCUUGAUGGCUCCAGCAACGGGGUCUGUUUACUGGUCUGAAAUCUAUCCGGGCGAAUUCUCAUCCUUGUUAUCCAAGAGUGACCUGCAGCGUUUUGAUCCGGAUGAGAGUCUUGUUCUUGCUUUUGUCACUGCUGCAAGUGAGAGACAGGCAACACACUGCAAUGCCGAACGAUUGGUAAUCAUUGAUGUAAUGACAAAAUAA
Mangifera indica (mango) is the source of this 1254-nucleotide messenger RNA. Its product is annotated as protein GAMETE EXPRESSED 3-like. The transcript is spliced from 6 exons. Gene Ontology annotation, molecular function: protein binding. NCBI's taxonomy places the organism in Eukaryota, Viridiplantae, Streptophyta, Magnoliopsida, Sapindales, Anacardiaceae. Bases 1 to 1254 code for a protein of 417 amino acids. The record is from RefSeq and is a predicted model, not a curated record. Gene Ontology annotation, biological process: pollen tube guidance; embryo development ending in seed dormancy. Gene Ontology annotation, cellular component: plasma membrane.